This is a messenger RNA of Notodromas monacha, 879 nucleotides long. NCBI's taxonomy places the organism in Eukaryota, Metazoa, Arthropoda, Ostracoda, Podocopida, Cyprididae. The record is from the annotation of a GenBank genome assembly.
AGCUGCAUAUUUGGCCAGCUGAUGUCCAUCAGUGUGGCCCUGCUUGGGUUGACGUUCUACAUCCGCUUCCAGCAGAUACGCGAUUUCUGCAACCACUUCCCACACGUACCCAAAGUCAGGAAAUUGAACAAUGUGAGCUUCCCUUUGGGCUUAGUGGCGACGUUCGGCAUGAGCAUGGUGUCCAACUUCCAGGAGACGUCCGUCUUGGCUGGCCACUACACAGGCGCCGUCAUGGCCUUCGGCUGCGGCACGGCGUACUUUUGGUUCCAAGCCAUCGUCAGCUACGAACUGGCGCCGCAUCUGAACUCCAUUCGAAAAGCGCACUACCGGAUCGCCUUGGCUAUAAUUUGCACAGUCUGCUUCAUCAUCGCUUGUGGCUGUGGUCUUCUGGCCCGCAAAUACUACCACGGACACGAUCCGCUCAAGUGGUACCCGUCGGACGGCGGCUGGGGACUCCACGUGACGUCCACGGGCGCCGAGUGGGUCAUGGCCCUGUGUUUUGAUAUUUUUGUAGCCAGUUUUGUGAGCGAGUUUAAGCGAUUGUUGGCGCGUCCUCCGGAGUUCCUGCUGGACGUCGAGCACCUGGGCAUUGGACGGAGUCUCAGCUUCGACCCGGUCAUCAACGCAUGAAUCUUGUUUUCCGUCGUCGCAAAAACUUGCCGUCGAAUCACUUUCUGCUGCGAGUUUAGCAGAAAUUGAAUAAUUAAGGACCUUUGAAUCCUGUGUGAGCGAAAAUCAGAACUUUCUUCUGCGAUUUAAAAACAAAAGUGAAGCGCAAAAAAGUGGAGCGAUGCAGUGAGAUAUUUAGACAGACAAUUUGAUUCGUGAUCAAAUUGAUGCAUAGGCAAUAAUUUUCAAAUUAUUCGAAUAACCUGAAAA